AUGAACUCUCGUGCUCACGUACAGCCUUUUUUGAACAAUUCAGUGUCCAUCAGGCAGGAGAUUCAAAGAUUCGAAAGUGUCCAUCCUAGUAUUUAUGCCAUUUACGAUUUGAUUGAUGUUAUACCUGAUGGACUCAUAGCACAACAGAUCAGGGAUCAUGUAGUGUGCAUAGAAGAUUCCUUUGUAAACUCUCAGGAAUGGACACUCUCGCGUACGGUUCCCGAUCUGCGAUUGGGAAUCGUAGGAUCUUUAUCAUCGGGCAAGUCCGCCCUGGUCCACCGCUACCUCACCGGAUCAUAUAUGCAGGAGGAGUCUCCGGAAGGUGGUCGGUUCAAGAAGGAGAUCGUAGUCGACAAUCAGAGCUAUCUGUUGCUUAUUAGGGACGAAGGAGGACCUCCUGAGUUGCAGUUUACUGCAUGGGUAGACGCCGUUAUUUUUGUCUUUAGUCUAGAAAAUGAAUCAUCUUUUAACGCCAUUUUCAACUAUUAUUCCAAGAUGUCACAUUACAGGAACACCGCAGAAAUUCCGUUAAUACUGGUUGGAACCCAAGAUGCAAUAAGUGAAAACAAUCCUCGGGUGAUAGAUGACUCGAGAGCUAGAAAACUGGCCAAUGACCUGAAGAGGUGUACGUAUUACGAAACCUGCGCUACCUAUGGACUUAACGUGGAAAGAGUCUUUCAAGACGCUUGCCAGAAAAUAGUCCAGCAAAGGUUGUCAGCUUCAACUCUGUGCCUAACUCCGACCAAUUCGAGGCCUUCAACACCGAACAAUCAUUACUACCCGGGAGCAGUGUCCAUACAAAGGCAUCUACUGCAAGGCAACAAUGGGUAUUCGCAGCACGGACAAUCACAACCUCAUAUGUCACCAGGGCAUAACUACACCUUGUCCCAUAAGGAACCAACUAGUGUUCAGCAAGUCGAUUUACGUCAAGUCAAUACACUCAAGUCUAAUACGUCGAAUUUUAUUCAUCGAGAAAUUUCAGACAAUAAGGAAUUGAUGUACAAAUCAUCAGACGAAAAGUGGAAUUCUUCAACGUCUACCAUCGAUAGCCAUGUGUCUUCACAGGGAGCAGUGGUACAAGCUCUGGAGAAUAACAACGUGGCGAAAUUCGCAGCUCCCCAUUCAUUAGACAACCUCCAGAACGUUUCCAACGUGAAUAGCAGCUCAAAAGACAACAAGGACAUUCCCACACCUAACUCAACACCGACGACGUCCAGAAAAAGCCGUAGAAGAUCAAAUCUCUUUACACCUAGCAAGAAAGGAGAUGACAAGCUGAAGAACUGCGGAGAUUUCGGUAGCGGAAGAGCCAUUCCUCUAAAACAAGGUUAUCUAUACAAACGAAGCAGUAAACCUUUGAAUAAAGAAUGGAAAAAGAAGUACGUGACCUUGUGUGACGAUGGACGACUGACCUACCAUCCUAGUCUUCACGACUAUAUGGACGAUGUGCACGGAAAAGAAAUUUCUCUGCAGUAUGUUACUGUUAAGGUUCCCGGGCAGAAACCUAGAGGCUCAAAAUCGAUCAUUACAGUGGCUGGUGGUGGGCAUAGUGCUAUUAAUGAAGGUGUUGGGGGAUUAUCUAUUACAGGUAAAGAACGUAAGACUUCAGAUAGAGUUCUUCUUGGAGCCUACGACCCGACUAAAGACGUUAAUUCGAAGUAUGGGGCCCAACAAUUAAGCGGAGAUGAGGGGAUGGUAUUGUCGAGCAGCAAUUCCUUCUUGAAUGGUGAGAUUAUCAAAUCUGAAACACCGCAUGUUAAAAAGAGACAUCGAAGAGUAAAGAGCAGUGGCGUGAAGAACGCAGAAUAUGACGAUACAGACGCUAAUGAGUUCUAUAUUGUCUCAUUGGAUAACAAGCAAUGGCAUUUUGAUGCUACCAAUUCAGAAGAGCGCGACGACUGGGUUGCUGCCAUAGAGCAGCAGAUCCUCAACUCUCUCCAGUUGAACGAGACCUCAAAAGCCAAAACUAACCCUGUGGAGGCCUCGACGAUUCAGUCGAUUAAAACGAGGGUGCCUGGUAAUGGAUUAUGUGUGGACUGUGAUGCGUCAAAUCCUGAUUGGGCUAGCCUGAACCUUGGUGUUUUGAUGUGCAUUGAAUGUUCGGGUAUUCACAGAAACUUAGGAUCUCACAUUUCCAGGGUUCGAUCAAUGGAUCUUGAUGAAUGGCCUCCUGGAAAUCUUGCGGUAAUGCUGGCGAUAGGAAACUCUCUGGCUAACUCCGUAUGGGAAUGUCAGAUCCAAAACCGAUCGAAACCCAAUCCCCAGUCCAGUAGGGAGGAAAGAGAGAAGUGGAUCCGAUCGAAAUAUGAACAUAAGGAGUUUUUGCCGCCUCCGAACAACACGAUGCCGUUAGGACAACAACUUAUAGAUUCUGUUUGUGCAUCAAACAUUAAAGGGAUAAUAAGUGUGUUAGCAAGGGCGAACGUUCAGGAAGUCAAUACAACUGUGGGUCCUAGAGAUCUGAGGACGCCUUUACAUCUGGCGUGUGCAAUGGGAAACUUGGCUGUAGCUCAGCUGCUAAUCUGGCAUAACGCAGACGUGAAGUGCGUAGACCAGGACGGACGCACCUGUCUGGCCUACGCCAAGGCUGCGGCCAGUAUAGCAUUAGCCAAGUCCCAAAGCACGCCUUCAAAUGGAGGAGGCGACCCAGAUGUUUCAGCAGCUGCUUGCAAAGCUCUUGUCGACCUGCUUCUCUCGUACGGUUGCCCCGAGGCAACAACUGUGUCAAUCAGCGGAACGAUCCCGAGGCGGAGACCCACCAAUCAGACUGCCCCUGGCGGACAGUACAAUAAGAUGCCAUCUAGUGUGCUUUGA
This is a messenger RNA of Diabrotica balteata, 2811 nucleotides long. The record is from the annotation of a GenBank genome assembly. Lineage: Eukaryota; Metazoa; Arthropoda; Insecta; Coleoptera; Chrysomelidae.